GUAGGCAUUUUUUGGGUGGUUGGUUGAACAAACUACUUCAUCAGUGGCGUACCUGUGCUGAAAUACAUCACCGCAAAUGUAUUUAAACGGAAUGGCUGCCUCCGGGAAGCUCGCAUCUUUCCGCUUACCUCCCUUGCCCACUGUCAGUGAACUGAUCAAGCUGUACAACCUGCGAGCAGAGAAACAGCUAUCUCAAAACUUUCUGUUGGAUUUGAGGCUCACAGACAAACUAGUGCGGCAGGCAGGCAAUUUGAACAAUGCCCAUGUAUGUGAAGUGGGUCCGGGUCCUGGGGGCUUGACCCGCUCCAUUCUGAACGCCGGGGCAACGGACCUGCUUGUGGUGGAGAAGGAUUCACGCUUCAUCCCUGGAUUAAAGUUGCUGUCUGAGGCUGCGCCUGGCAGGUUGAGAAUUGUCCAUGGUGACAUUCUUACCUAUAGAAUGGACAGAGGAUUCCCAGGAAGUAUCUCUCGGCCAUGGGAGGAGGAUCCACCAAAUCUUCACAUCAUAGGCAAUCUUCCCUUCAGUGUUUCUACUCCUCUCAUCAUCAGUUGGCUGGAGAACAUAGCCAAAAGGACCGGGCCUUUUGCUUAUGGACGCACCCGACUCACGCUCACCUUUCAGAAGGAGGUCGCAGAGAGGUUGACAGCCAGCACAAAGAGCAAACAGAGGAGCCGUCUGUCCAUCAUGGCUCAGUAUCUCUGCACCGUCCACCACCGUUUCACCAUCCCUGGAAGGGCCUUCGUCCCCAAACCAGAGGUGGACGUUGGAGUUGUUCAUUUCACCCCUUUGGUUCAGCCUCUCAUCCAGCAGCCCUUCAAACUGGUGGAGAAAGUCGUCAGGAAUAUUUUCCAGUUCCGCAGGAAGCGCUGCCACCGAGGAAUCGGAAUGUUGUUCCCCGAGGCGUGUCGCGACGCCCUCACAGAGGAGCUGAUGUGCAAGGCAGAUGUGGAGCCCACCCUGCGCCCCACCGAACUCAGCAUCCCCCACUUUAAGGCACUGGCGGACGUCUACGCUCACAUGUGCAGCCGGGAGCCGCUUCUGCUCGGCUACAACUUCCGAGAAGAGCUCCGGCUGAAACACCUCGCCAAGCGGAGAGGAAUGCAGACGAACAUGCCACAGGCAAUGCCACCGAGCCCUGAGCAACCAAACUAAACAUGAGAAAGAGCAGAAAGAAAAACAAAGCUCUGUUCUUAUAGUCUUGCCAUUUCCAUCUGGCAGCGGCCUGCAUUUUUGAUGCAUCCAAGACCACCAACUGACUUGUUUAUUGGACGAUAAAAGCAGAUUAGCAGGAAUUGAGCAGUGGUUAAAGGCUUUGCAGAUGUUCACUGUAUUGAACACUACACACAAAAGUAAGUACACCCCUCACAUUUUUGCAAAUAUCUUUUUGUGGGACAACACUGAGGAAAUCAUGAUUUGCUCUGAUGUAAAGCAGUGAGAGUAACAGUGUAAAUUUACCUGCCAUUCAUAAUAAUGCAACACAGAGCCAUUGUCUAAACCACUGGCAACAAAAGUGAGUACACCAGAUGUGAAAAUGUCAAUAUAUGUUUUGGAUAAAUUCCAGCAGGCUGUGUAUUGGGAAAAACAUAAUGAGCAGAUUGCGCUAAAUGCAACUCAUAUUUGUAGAGUCAAUGUUUCAAUAAAGUUUUACAUUUUCU
This is a messenger RNA of Phycodurus eques (leafy seadragon), 1656 nucleotides long. RefSeq names its product transcription factor B1, mitochondrial (gene tfb1m). Gene Ontology annotation, cellular component: mitochondrial matrix. Bases 77 to 1153 code for a protein of 358 amino acids. Gene Ontology annotation, molecular function: mitochondrial transcription factor activity; rRNA (adenine-N6,N6-)-dimethyltransferase activity. NCBI's taxonomy places the organism in Eukaryota, Metazoa, Chordata, Actinopteri, Syngnathiformes, Syngnathidae. The transcript is spliced from 8 exons. The record is from RefSeq and is a predicted model, not a curated record. Gene Ontology annotation, biological process: transcription initiation at mitochondrial promoter; rRNA methylation.